Molecule: messenger RNA, 1062 nt
Organism: Fomitiporia mediterranea MF3/22
Lineage: Eukaryota; Fungi; Basidiomycota; Agaricomycetes; Hymenochaetales; Hymenochaetaceae
Exons: 2
Coding region: 1-1062 (353 amino acids)
Source: RefSeq, a predicted model, not a curated record
AUGGAUCUCGAUCAUGAUAAGGAGCUCCCCGAUUCGGCUGAAGAAGCGGUUUUACUCCCCCCGUCACAUCCAGUCAGAUUUGUAUGGGACCAAACAACGAAAAGAUCUGCUCAUAAUGCGAGGAUGAAAAAUCGUAUUGUUUCGGAUAUGAUCGCAAACAGGUACCUCUACCCACGUGUCCCAGAGCAAGAGUUCACAAAGGCGAAGCUCGACAGCGUGUUCGAACAAGCCUACUUCACUUUACGGCAGAAAUACGCUUCUCAGAAAGGUUUGAAUGCGAACGCAAAGGAUCGUGCUGAAAUGAAGUCGAAGAAAGCCCGGCGUCUCAGUCGGAAGAAAAUUAAACUAGCCAAUCGAAGUACCACACGCAAGAAGCUCGAAGAUGCACGUUAUGUUAUAUUAAAAGACGUUACAUUUGAUGCUGCAUUCCAAAUGGAUUGCAUGUCAUCUGAGGAAUCGAGCGAAGGUGAGGACGCGUCAGAGGAUGCCGCCGAAGGCGAUAGACCGCACUCUUCGAAAUCAUUACGAAUCCGAUAUCUCGCUUGGCGCUCGACACGUUUACAAGCGCUCUUCCGCAUUAUCGACGAACAUGAGCAGUAUAAUCGUGAAAUGAAACCUAAACGCGGUAGCGGGCGGAAAGAUCGGCGCAUGGGACAUCCAAAGGAAGGUAAUCCACCUCCGCCGAAAGGCACACCACACUGGAUGGUAAGCAAGAAAUGGCUGCGAGAGGCAAGCGCAGUCAACCAUCUGAUCGCAGACCUCGUGAGUCCAGACAACGAAAAUGCUGCGCAGGCGCUAUCUAUUCUUGGAGAUGAAAGUGACGACGAGGAGGCGCAGAUGGUAGCAACGGACCCGAAUUUUACCCAACUACCGGCUCCGCCUAUGCCCAUCCCGGAACCUUUGAUGCCCACCGUCACCACAGACGAUGCAUUUCAUCACGCGCAGUUCAUGUAUGCGCAGCACGCUGCCUGGGCCGAUACGAUGGCUGGUUACGUCGACCUAUCCCAAUAUUCCUCUCCUGUUCUGCAAACUUAUCCCCCUGGCAUACCACAUUCGUCGUAA